AUGGGAAAUUUCAACAUCACAUUUGCAGAAGGCUUCAUUUUGGUGGGCUUCUCAGAUUGGCCUCAACUGGAACUCAUCCUUUUUAUCUUUAUUUUGGUUUUCUACUGCCUAACUCUCUUUAGCAAUACCACCAUUAUCGCUCUCUCCCGACUGGACGUUCAACUGCACACACCCAUGUACUUCUUUCUCUCACACCUCUCCUUCCUAGACCUCUGUUUUACCACCAGCACUGUGCCUCAGCUUCUGAUCAACCUUCAUGGACUUGACAGGACCAUCAGCUAUGGAGGGUGUGUGGCCCAGCUAUAUAUCUACCUUGCCCUGGGUUCCACUGAGUGUAUGCUCCUGGUGGUGAUGGCCUUUGACCGCUAUGUUGCUGUGUGUCGUCCACUCCAUUACAUGACCAUUAUGCACCCUUGUCUCUGCCAUGCAUUGGCUAUCUCCUCCUGGGUGGGAGGCUUUGUGAACUCUCUAAUUCAGACAAGUCUUGUGAUGGCCAUGCCUCUCUGUGGCAACCAGCUAAAUCACUUUUUCUGUGAGAUGCCUGUAUUCCUUAAGUUGGCUUGUGAGGACCCAGGAGGAACUGAAGCCAAGAUGUUUUUGGCCCGAGUCAUAGUGGUUGCUCUUCCGGCAGCAUUAAUUCUAGGUUCCUAUGUACACAUUGCUCAGGCAGUGCUGAAGAUCAAGUCAAUGGCUGGGCGUAGGAAGGCUUUUGGUACAUGUGGAUCUCACCUCUUGGUAGUUUUCCUUUUUUAUGGCUCAGCAAUUUACACAUACCUACAACCUAUCCACAGUUAUUCUGAGAGGGAGGGAAAAUUUGUUGCACUUUUUUAUACCAUAAUCACUCCCAUUCUCAAUCCUUUGAUUUACACUCUAAGGAACAAAGAUGUGAAGGGAGCUUUGUGGAAGGUGUUAAAAAGAGGCAGAGGCAGAGAUGUGGGGUAG
Castor canadensis (American beaver) is the source of this 942-nucleotide messenger RNA. Its product is annotated as olfactory receptor 2Y1-like. The record is from RefSeq and is a predicted model, not a curated record. Lineage: Eukaryota; Metazoa; Chordata; Mammalia; Rodentia; Castoridae. Gene Ontology annotation, molecular function: olfactory receptor activity; G protein-coupled receptor activity. Gene Ontology annotation, cellular component: membrane. Gene Ontology annotation, biological process: G protein-coupled receptor signaling pathway.